This is a messenger RNA of Rotaria sp. Silwood2, 489 nucleotides long. The record is from the annotation of a GenBank genome assembly. Lineage: Eukaryota; Metazoa; Rotifera; Eurotatoria; Philodinida; Philodinidae.
AUGCCUCAACAAUAUCUUAGUACUUGGUGUCGAAAAUUACAUGCUGAAUAUUUUACAAAAUCAAUACUAAUGAUAUAUGAUCCGCGUUAUAUAUUAUUAAAAGUAACUGCAACAACAAUAUGUGGUUCUAAUCCAUAUCUAUGUAAUGAAACAGUGGUUUAUAUGCAUGAUGAUGAUAUACUUGGUCAUGAAUUUAUGGGAAUAAUUGCCCAGAUCGAUCUUUCCGACCACCGGAUACUGCAGGAACCGUUAGGAAAUUUCGGGAAAAAUCACCGUGAACUACUAUGUGGACAAGCUAGUUAUAUUCGAGUACCAUUUGCUGACAUGAAUUGUUUACCAAUACCAAAUGAUGUACCAGAUGAUAAAGCUCUUUAUUUAUCAGAUAUUAUUCCAACAGUAUAUCAUGGAUGUCACAUUGCAAACGUUAAAGAAGGUUCAAUUGUUGCUAUUUGGUGUCUUGGUUCUAUUGGUUUACUUCAAACACGUUGA